This is a messenger RNA of Epinephelus lanceolatus (giant grouper), 5669 nucleotides long. Its product is annotated as dual specificity testis-specific protein kinase 2-like. Gene Ontology annotation, cellular component: nucleus; cytoplasm. Lineage: Eukaryota; Metazoa; Chordata; Actinopteri; Perciformes; Serranidae. The record is from RefSeq and is a predicted model, not a curated record. Gene Ontology annotation, biological process: protein phosphorylation; positive regulation of stress fiber assembly; actin cytoskeleton organization. Gene Ontology annotation, molecular function: ATP binding; protein serine/threonine kinase activity.
CUCCGCGCUGUUUCAUUAUGGUAGUCGUCCCAACAAGCGGCUCGUAGAGCAGGAAUCCAGACGGGAUUAUCAACAGCAGACACCGCCGAGCUACGGAGCGAUAUUUCUGCCGUUAGUCCGCCUCUAACCUCCGGUCCACAUCGACAUUUCCCUCCGGACGGACGUUAGCAGAGAGGGACCUUUACAUGGCAACCGGCUGCUCGGCCCUCCUACCCUCUCCCGGUACCGUGCAGCUGCAGCAUCCGUCAUCUCAGCCUCCACACUAACGGGAUGACGAAGGGAACCGAGCCUCCGCACGUAGGCUACCGGCACGGCGAGGCGACGUUCAUGGACUGCAGGAAUUUCUAAAACCUCGGUGGCAGCGCAGCAGAAAUAUAAAGUGACUUAAAUUUUCAUUGUUGAGACUUAUCCAUCUUUGUGCCACUGGAGCUGGUGGGAACUUGGAGGCUACUUUAGAGGAAUCAAGGACUCUAAUGAACCAAUAAGAACAGUCUUAUCAAGUAGAAAUUAUAUUUAUUCAAUAUUUGUGUAAUAACCUGAGAUCUGCUGCAGUCUUCAUCAAGGAGCAGAUGUAAUCAGAGUUGCAGUAUUGUACAAAAUAUAAGAUAUACUAUCAGGUCAUUAGGUCACACAUACAACCCACAGAAGACACUGAUCAUUCUGGCAUCAUGAUGGUGGAAGCCACCAUCACCUCGAGUCUCAGGACUACUGCAGUCUAACAGACAUUUUGGUUCCCCUGUGGGAAAGAACGGAGCAACUGGUGGUGGUCCUCCAGCAACAUGGACUACCACGCUGAGUGCUGUUUCUGUGAUCCUGAGGAGGGUCACGGUGACGAGCCGCCGCUUCACAGUAUCCACGCGCCCAAUCGGAUCCGCCCGUCCUCCUACAGAGCCCUGAGGAGCGCUGUGUCCAGUCUGGCCCGCAUCGAUGACUUCUUCUGUGAGAAGAUAGGUUCGGGCUUCUUCUCGGAGGUCUUCAAGGUGCAGCAUCGGAUCACAGGGCAGGUGAUGGCACUGAAAAUGAACACGCUGGCUAGCAACAAAGCUAACAUGCUCCGAGAAGUGCAGCUCAUGAACCGGCUUUGCCACCCCAACAUACUCAGGUUUCUUGGGGUUUGUGUGCACGAAGGUCAACUCCACGCUCUGACUGAGUAUAUAAACGGAGGCAACCUGGAGCAGCUGUUGGACAGCGACCUGUACCUGUCGUGGUGCGUCAGGAUUGGUCUGUCUCUGGAUAUCGCCCGAGGGCUGCAGUACCUGCACAACAAGGGCAUAUUCCACAGAGACCUCACCUCCAAGAACUGUUUGGUUCGCUGUGAUAACGGCGUGUUCACGGCUGUAGUGGGAGACUUCGGCCUGGCAGAGAAGAUCCCCGAUUACAGUGACGGUGUGGUGAAGCAGCCUCUGGCCAUCGUGGGCUCCCCCUACUGGAUGGCCCCUGAAGUUCUGAGAGGAGAGCUGUACGAUGAGAAGGUGGACGUGUUUGCGUACGGCAUCAUCCUGUGUGAGAUCAUCGCCCGGAUUGAAGCUGAUCCUGACUUCUUACCCAGGACAGAGGACUUUGGUCUGGAUGUGGAAGCAUUUGAGAACAUGGUUGGGGAUUGUCCCGCUGCGUUCUUUAGCCUGGCUGUGACCUGCUGUAACAUGAUUGCAGAGAGGCGUCCCUCGUUCUCUGAAAUUGUCUUCAUACUGGAGGGCAUGGAGAGGGAUGAAGAGAGAGAGAAGCCCAUUGCACUCGAGCCAGUGGCGGUAGACGUCAGCCCAUACCGGCGCUGCAGCUCUCCCUGUCACCCUGGUGACCGCAGCCAGCAGCGGCAAGGCUUGGCAAGGAGCCAGUCGGACAUGUUACCCCCAGCAACCCUGACCCCACCUCUUCUCGGGACCCCUGCGCGGGUCAACCCCUUCUCUCUCAGACAGGAUCUGAAUGGGGGGCGGUGUAAACUCUUAGACACGCCGAGCAAGUCCGUCAUCUCCCUGACCUUAACCCUCCCGGCGCUGCGGGACCCGUGUUCCUCCCCCCACAUUCUCCGAGGGAUGCCUGGAACGCGAACGCUGCCAAGGAGAUGCCGGUCACUCCCCUGUACUCCAGAGCUCAGCCGGACUGUAGCCUUGUCAAGAGACACAGAAGGGAAGGAGGACGAAAAAGAGGAGGAUGUCAGAGCGGUGAUUAGGAGAGGUAUAGGGGAGGUUGUGGAGGACGAGAUGAGGAAGAACACAGGGUUGUCAGAGAGGGCAGAUGAAAGGUUGCAGGUAGAGCAAAUGGAGAUAACUGAGAAGAGAGAGUUGUUGAAGGAGGAAGAUCAAAUGGGAGACGAUUCAGGUCUUCCUGUGGAGCUGGAGAUGGUGUCACUGGAGCGGUUAGAGGAGGAGGAAGAGGAGGAGGAGGAUGAGAGUGUGUGUCUAACAGAACCCAUGGACUGCACCAAGUCUCCUGAGCCAGCAGAGGGAGUCAUGGACUGCACACCUGGAAGACCCCUGCUCACCUCCACUUCCUCUUCCUCCUUACAGACGAAUGGCUGGCGACUUCCCAUCUCCAACGGACCUCCCUCCUUGCCCGCUCUGCCACGACUGGACAAUAACAAUGGCUCGGCCCUUGUGAUUGGCCAGCAGGUGCAGUGGGGUGGAGGAGGACGGGCUAAUGGUUACAGUGGAGUCCAGGUCCAGUCCUCUGACCCUAGUGGCCCCUCUGAGCAGGACGAGGUCAUCUCCUGUCCGGGCUGCUGUCUGGUGGGUCUGAGUUUUCCCUCUGUGUGCCUCCGUGGUUCAGCUGCCGUGCCUACUCCCCGCCGAAGGGCUUCGUUACCACGGCAGCGACCCUACCGGAACCUCAACGGCACCAUAACUGGUGGCAGUGCUUCCUCAUCAACAACAGCCGCCACGGCAACCAAAGCUCUACUGUGUCGCAGCACAAAUGGACUAGUAGUGGGUGGGCCUACGGUGCCAUGUGAGCCUGGGCGGUCCCUGCCAGAGGCCCAGACAUAAGCCUGCUCACUGGGGAUUUGGUUUUGAACUUGCGACAUGCACCGGUACUAAAUGUUAGCGGACAAACAUAGCAACACAAACGGUCGCUAUGCUAACACCAAGAACCCAAUACUGACCCCAGCCUCUGAGACGUGUUGUUAAUUCUGUGCAGUCACAGCAAACAGUUGGUGACUAGGGUGCCACCUGGUGGGCUGGAGGAUUAAACACAACAAAUCGCUGUGACGGUGAAGAACACGGUGGUGUAACGGAAGAGGUGGCUAAAGCAGGCAGAAUACGGCUGAACAUUGAACAGUCAGGGUCAACAACACGUUACUGCCGCUGGAAUGGUGCUAAUCCAAACAGAGCAGCUAGUCUGAUGCACAGUGAUGCUCGUCCCAAUUUUUCUGAACCAAAUCAAACUGAACUCAACUGUGCUGGCUUCAAAUCUGGAGGCUGUCGCAUGGGGAAAAAAAGGUGUGUGGCUGAUUUAAGAAGCUAAGUCUAAGCAUACUUGUGGUUCAUUACAACGUGGGUCUUAUUUUGGUAGUCUUGGCCAUUGUUUCUAUCAGUAAUAAUAACAUUGUACUCACCAAGUUAACUGCUGAGGUCUGUGAACACGUGACAGUGGACACUGGUCACUUUUGGUUUUGCCUCAGAAUGUAUUGAUGGCCUGACUGCUCGUGUUUGUUACCACGUAUGGUUUCAUUGUAUUGCAGUGAUUAGUUCAGUGCCGGUUCAAAACGUGCCUGUUCAGAACGGGCCGUCUGUUUGGCCUGUGGUAUUGCUGGUUGCUGCUUUCUCGAGAACCACUCAAACAACUUCACACUCAACACUGCGUCUCCUUGGGUGCUGAGCAAUACACCUGGUCCCCCACAGCUACAGAUUUAUUAUAAGUUUAGAUAUGAAAAACAUUGAAUUAUGAUGCUAUCCUAACUCAUUGCACCCUGAAACAACACGCAAAAAGCCCCAAAGCACUUAAAAAAUAUGCAACUCAAUGAUACACUACUUAUUUACUGAGAACCUCAGAGGAAAAGAUUACACUACUACAUGUACCCUGACAGAGACCUGUUACUGGUUAUGUUUCAGGUACAGAUUCAAUACAUUUAAGGACAUUGUGAGGUAAUGCUUCGCUUUCACUCUUCACUUCAAAUAAAAAUUUGAAUGCAGGACUUUUACAACACGGUAUCAAUAGUUUUACAAUCACAACUUAAUAAUUUUACCUCCAAAAAAAAAGUUCAUUCUUCUUCUAUCACUGCCAAUACCAACAUUCCUGAUCCCACUCACAAGGUCUGCCCCUGAAAAAUCCAUCGCAGCUACUCAUGAUCAGAAACACUAGUGAAAUACACUCAGUGGAGUUAUUAAUAUCUAAAUAGGCGGACUAGUUGCUUGCUUUGACAUAACCACCACAAUUUUAAAGUAGAGCAAGGUAUUUUGUCAGGUGUAAGGCGUCAUAAACAUUGGUGAAAUGCACUUAGCGAGACAUUUCGACUUUGCAGAGCCCUGAAACCCUGCCCCCACUGCUGCACAGUUCACUUGUUUAUUCAGAGUUUAUUAAUACUGAAUGUGUCGCUUAUCAAAUUUGACAGUUCACAUCCCUGCGCCCCCAGCAAUACACCUGUGAAGUGUGAAGUUGAUUAGAUGGACAGUUCUCGAGAUAUGGAAAGGAAACACAGACAGCUUUAUCGUUAGAUUUCACCGUGUUCCCAGUUCUCAGCAAUAACUUAAGUAAGUAUAGAUAUAGAUAAUGGCCCACACUACAAAAAUAAGUUAAAAGAUGAGGAUGAGGAUUGUCCUUUAAUUUGUACAGUGCUUUUUGGCAAAGGUGGUGGGAGGAGAGAACCUUUUGUAAUUCAUUGCCCCUCCCUUUAUGGAGGAAGUUUAGGAGGAAUAAAAACUCUUUUGUUUUGCAUGGCGGUGCCGGCAGCGGCGCUCUGCAAGCCCACAACUGAUGGAACACUGCUGCACUGCACUGUUAAUCCCAGGUUGUAUAGGGACACAUGUAAAGCACAGUGUGGCUGCUGGUUCAUAACUGUAUGUGAAAACACUGUUUUUAAUUCUAUUUAACUGAUUAACAGUAGCUACAGGGGGAAUAUUUAUAAAAUGAAUAAAGAUGAUUUACUUCUGACAUUUUUAUAGCAGUUGAACUGUGUGUGUGUGUGUGUGUGUGUGAGAGAGGAGCUGAUAUCUGUUGCUUUGGGGGACUUAUCCUGGGCUUGUCAUGUAAAUUCUUUAUUUUUGCACUUCAGUUCAGAGCACUUUGCAGUAAGACACCAGGCUUUUACUAAACGGUGCUUUAUUUAAAUCUGUGCUACUGGUGUUUUAUAUAUAUGUGUGUGUGGGUGUAUGUGAGUGUGUGUGCGUGCGUGCGUGCGCUACUGGCCCAACAAACUACAAACCUUUCACCCUUUGACAUCUGCUCCCCCUCACAUGUAUCUCGUGUGUCUACAUGUGCAUUUUGAUUACACUGUUGUAACUUAAAAAGUGGUAUGUGAAGCAGGUAUGCGUAUUUAUUGUACAGAUCAUUCCACACACUGUGUGUGUAUGUGCUUUUGAGCAAAAGGUAGAGUGAUGGAUACUCGCAGGAUAACUUUUAUCCCGUCAUUUCUGAUGUUGAACUAUGAUCUCGCUUCAUUUCUAUGUUCUGUUCUUCUAUACAGCUAGAAACCUGCGUGCAAUAAUCUGGUAAUAAACAAAUAUGGUUGUGCAUAA